Messenger RNA from Cadophora gregata, 1767 nucleotides. RefSeq lists its product as uncharacterized. Gene Ontology annotation, biological process: transmembrane transport. The record is from RefSeq and is a predicted model, not a curated record. The transcript has 4 exons. Gene Ontology annotation, molecular function: transmembrane transporter activity. Lineage: Eukaryota; Fungi; Ascomycota; Leotiomycetes; Helotiales; Ploettnerulaceae. Bases 1 to 1767 code for a protein of 588 amino acids.
AUGUUUAGGAUUUCCAAACACCUGCCCUUCGCUUCUUCCACGACGACCACACAAGCGUGCUCCUACCUAUUCGCAGUAUGCCUUUUCUCGAUAUCCUUCCUCGUGUUCCUGAACAGCAGUGUCUCAUUCGUCAUUACCGAUCUCAUAGGAGUCAAAGAUGGAGUAGGGGACUUGGUUGGAACAUUGGGAUUCGUGGACGAACUGGUAGCGUUGUUCUGGUGCCCAAUUUGGGGGAUCGUGUCUGACAGGUUGGGUGUGCGUCUGGUGUGCGUGGCGGGGUAUACAAUCGUUGGACUGGCUCUCUUCAUAUUCGUUCAAGCCCGGAAUGUUUACCCCCAGCUUCUGCUCGCAAGGGUACUUUUCAGUGUGGGAGGAGCUGCUACUGCUACCAUGGUCACCGCCAUUCUACCUUCUAUGACUGGAAGUAGUCAGGAACCCCACAGUACAGACGGAAACCACGACAUCAAUCCCACACGGAGAUCUGCUAUACGGCGUAGCAUGUCUGCAUCUGUCGAUUCCGAAGCUACUAUAACUCCCGCAACAUACAGCAAUAGGUCAUCGGCCAUAAAUGACCAUACCAUGAGGUCCCCGGAGAAGCCGUCCUCAAGCCCGCCGCGCCUGGCGGGCCUGGUCGGUGUGUUCACAGGAUGUGGAGCUCUUGUGGCAUUGUCCAUAUUUCUGCCACUGCCGGCUCAGUUCUCUCGUACGCGAGGAAUUACACCGGGCCAGGCGGUCGCGGACAGUUUUUACGUCGUGGGAAGCAUAUCGCUUGUUGUAGCAGGAUUUUGUUACUUCGGACUUCGCGGACUGCAGGGAGAGGAGGGGAAGGGUUGGCGUUUGUUGCUGGGGAAGUCGCCCUCCCCAGACUACAGCCCGCUGGGCUCGGAUGAAAACCAGAGGAGUCCAACGACAACUUUCCUGCCUUACUGGAGAUUGCUGUUGGAUUCCACGAUCUUGGGAUACAAAGAUGCCCAGAUUGGCCUCGGUUAUCUCGGAGGAUUUGUUGCAAGGGCAUCCUCAGUGGGCAUUUCCCUCUUCAUCCCGCUCUAUGUGAAUGCAUAUUUCAUUCGAGAAGGGUUCUGCCAAGGAUCUCCCAAUGAUCCAUCUCCAGAGCUUAAGAAGGAAUGCAGAGCAGCGUAUGUAUUGGCGGCGGAACUGACGGGCGUGUCGCAACUUGUUGCACUCCUUUGUGCUCCUUUGUUCGGCUAUCUAUCCGACAAGUAUCGCCGAUUUAAUUUACCACUCUUAGCUGCAAGCGUUUUCGGCAUUGUGGGGUAUACAGCUUUUGCUAAUUUGGAAAGCCCCGAGCCUUCAGAUGUCAAUGGCAGAGGAGGAAGUCCUGUGAUAUUCCUGGUCGUUUCUCUGAUUGGAAUCAGUCAGAUUGGUGCCAUUGUAUGUAGCCUUGGACUACUUGGGCGGGGCGUCCUUGGAGCUGAAGGGGGCUACAAUCUUUCUGGGCAGCUACAUGGCGCUCGUAGCGGUGUCAUACAAGUACCGGCUGAUGCUGUUGAGACAGCUCCCCUUGUUGCAUCUUUACCCUUUCCCAAGCAAUCAAAUGCAAGGAGCCAUCUCAAGGGUUCUAUUGCGGGUAUCUAUUCCCUAUCAGGCGGAGCAGCCAUUCUCUUGCUCACGAAGCUUGGGGGUAUUCUCUUUGAUAGGCUGUCAGUUGGGGCGCCAUUCUACAUGAUGGCUAUUUUCAACGGUGUUUUACUUGCCAUUGGACUUGUUGCAGGCGUUUACAGAGAGAUCAGAACGAUAAAAAGUUAG